GGUGGUGUUAAAUGCAGCGAAGACUGAAAGUGGGUCACCGGAGGAGAUGGGAAAACAACUGUUUCUUGUGCUCAACUCUGCCCUAUUGUGGUGGUGGAGCUCAUUCGCAGUCCCCGGAGCAUGCUCCCAAAACCAAACGGAUCGGCUCGCGUUAGUGUCCUUCAAAAACGCGAUACACGAAGACCCAUUUGGAGUCUUGAGCUCUUGGAAUGAUUCUACCAAUCAUUGUGAGUGGCAAGGUGUUUUGUGCAGCAAGAAACAUCCUGGAAGGGUCACGUCCCUGUUCUUGAGAUCACAAGGCUUGAGUGGCUUCCUAUCUCCUCACAUAGGUAACCUCUCUUUCCUGAGGAUCAUGGUUUUGCAGAACAACAGCUUCCACGGAGAAAUCCCACAACAGAUUGGAAACUUGUUUCGGCUCCGUCAUCUCAUUCUUAGCAACAACUCAUUUGGCGGGCCGGUACCCUCCAAUCUUUCCCGUUGCUCGACCCUCAGGAUCCUGAAUCUCGUUGAUAACCAACUUGUGGAGGGAAUUCAUUCCGGUCUUGGUUCUUUACCAAGGCUUAAAUUGUUGGCCUUGACUAAGAACAACCUUAUAGGUCCUAUUCCUCCUUCAAUCGGAAAUCUCUCAUUGCUACGAAAGCUUUCCUUGGGAAUGAAUUCGUUGCACGGAGAAAUACCUGAGAAAUUGUCCAGACUUGAGAGGUUGGUAUUUUUCCAACUAUCAAUAAACAAACUAACCGGUGAGAUUCCACCUGGGAUUUUUAACAUCUCCGGCAUUUAUACCUUUGCUGUUAGUGUCAACCAGUUGCGAGGAAGCUUCCCCUAUAAUAUCGGCACCACACUUCCUUCUCUCUCUUUCCUUGGAGCAUUCGAUAACAUGUUCACCGGGACAAUUCCGUCAUCUUUGACGAAUGCCACUAGUCUUCGAGGAAUUUACCUUAAAAAAAAUAGUUUCCAUGGGCCAAUACCGAAAAAUCUGGGAAGGCUAAAGGGCCUUGAAGGAAUUAUGUUGGAUCACAACCAGCUGCAGGAUGACUUGAGUUUUAUUUCUUCUAUAGCUAAUUGUUCCAAUUUAGAAACUCUCCUCAUGGAGUCGAACUUGAUUCACGGAUCAUUGCCGAGAUCCAUCUCCAAUCUCUCCACCACCAUUACGCGAUUUUCUUUGGCAGACAAUCGGAUCCACGGAACUAUGCCUUCAACACUUGAAAAUCUCUUCAACUUGUCUUCUUGGGAUUUAGGGAAUAAUUCUCUAACCGGUCGCCUUCCUGAUUCCAUUGGAGCACUUUAUAGCUUGCAGACACUUUCUUUGGCUGGAAACAUGUUUACUGGAGAGAUACCGUCUUCGAUUGGCAACAUGGCACUGUUAUAUCUCCUUGACCUUGACUCCAACAAUUUCCAAGGCUACAUACCGCAAAGUCUCGGCAACUGCAAACAGCUAAUUUCUCUCGAUCUUUCAUACAAUAAUCUAAUUGGCUCGAUUCCAGUCGAAAUCAUGGGUCUUUCUUCCUUGGCGAUCUUACUCAGUCUAGCGCAUAAUAAUUUAAAUGGAUCUCUUCCUUGGCAAGUGGGCUCUUUAAUAAAUCUCGCCGAGUUAGAUCUAUCUUACAAUAGAUUGACCGGCUUAAUUCCGGCCUCCAUAGGCGGGUGCUUGAGAUUGGAACGGCUUCACUUAGAAGCUAAUUCUUUUCAUGGUCAAAUCCCCCAAGCUUUACGUCCAUUACGGGGCCUACAAGAGCUGGAUCUUUCAAAUAAUAAUUUUUCUGGUCCAAUCCCAAGCUUUCUCGCAGAGUUCUCAUUGCUCCAGUACUUGAAUUUGUCCUUCAACGAACUAGAAGGACGAGUUCCAGAGGACGGAGUUUUCCUUAAUGCGAGUGCUAUAUCGGUUUCUGGAAAUAGACAACUCUGUGGAGGUGUUCCGAUUCUGAAGCUUCCUCUUUGUAAAUUACCACGCUCUGACAAGUCUUUUACGACCAGGACCAUAGUCAUAUCUGUGGUAGGUGUCAGUUUGUUAUGUUUGGCUUUGUUGUUCCUGUCUAUCUAUUGUUACCGCAAAAAGAAGCAGACGACAACCGAUGCCUCAACGUCAUUGUCCUUGGAGCACCAGUUCUUGAGGAUUUCUUAUGAAGAACUCCUAAGAGCUACUGACAGAUUUUCUGAGAGCACUUUGAUUGGUAAAGGGAGAUACGGCACGGUUUAUAAGGGAAUUCUUGAUAGCGGUGUCACGGUGGCAGUGAAGGUGCUCAAUCUAAUGCAAAGAGGUGCUUCGAAGAGCUUUGUCUCCGAAUGUCGAACUCUAGGAAUCAUUCGACACCGAAACCUCGUGAAGAUACUAAGUGUUUGUUCAAGCGUGGACUUUCAUGGGAAUGAUUUCAAAGCUCUAAUAUACGAGUUCAUGGCCAAUGAAAGCUUGGAGGAGUGGCUGCACCCUGUGACUAUAGGACGAGAUGAUGAGCGUGGAGAAUCGAAAAAUCUGAGACUAAUGCAGAGGUUAAAUAUCGCCAUCGACAUAGCUACUGCAAUCGAAUAUCUCCAUAAGGGUUGUCCUCUAGCAAUUGUCCAUGGAGAUCUGAAGCCAAGUAAUGUGCUCCUAGACAACGACAUGGUGGCUCAAGUUGGAGAUUUCGGGCUUGCAAAGGUCAUUUUAGCGAUGUCUACCAAAGUCACAGGAGUUCAGGACCAAGGCAAUUCAACUUCAACCGCAGUUAGAGGAUCCAUUGGCUAUGUGCCUCCAGAGUAUGGCAUGGGACACAAGGUUUCCACGUUUGGGGAUGCAUACAGUUACGGCAUUCUAUUAUUGGAGAUGUUCACUGGGAAGAGACCCACUGAAGAGGACUUUGGGCACCAUCUUAAUCUUCAUAACUUUGUUCAAAUGGCUCUUCCAGAUCGAGCGAUGGACAUCGUAGACUUAAGGCUUUGGAGUGAAGCUAGUGCUCAACAACAAGAGAGCAAGAUCAGAGAUUGCAUAAUCUCCGUAUUCGAAGUUGGAGUCGCAUGUUCAAUGGAAUCACCGCUGGAUCGAAUGGACAUGACCGAGGCAAUCAGGAAAUUAUGCUCGAUCAAGGUGAGUUACGAAACCAAAGAGAGAAGGACAGGUAAAUAGCUAAGUCAGUUUUCGAGUUUCAUCAUGAAGCUCUUUUAUUAGUAGAGAAAAUCAUCAUGUACCUAUUAUGUGUAUUUUUAAAAUUACACCAAUAUCUAUAUUUGAGAAUCAUAGA
Rhodamnia argentea is the source of this 3215-nucleotide messenger RNA. Its product is annotated as putative receptor-like protein kinase At3g47110. The record is from RefSeq and is a predicted model, not a curated record. The transcript is spliced from 2 exons. NCBI's taxonomy places the organism in Eukaryota, Viridiplantae, Streptophyta, Magnoliopsida, Myrtales, Myrtaceae. Gene Ontology annotation, molecular function: protein kinase activity; protein binding; ATP binding. Gene Ontology annotation, biological process: protein phosphorylation. Bases 47 to 3100 code for a protein of 1017 amino acids.